This is a messenger RNA of Chara braunii, 1215 nucleotides long. The record is from the annotation of a GenBank genome assembly. NCBI's taxonomy places the organism in Eukaryota, Viridiplantae, Streptophyta, Charophyceae, Charales, Characeae.
ACGGGGGGGACACCGAUUCACAGCCCACGAAGUGCUGCUGCAUAGGGCAGAGGACGGACCGAUUGCGUUGGUGCCGCAACUCCCCGCGCUUCUCCCUCCCGCUGCUCCUCUCAACCUCCAAGCUAUUCCCCCUGUCGCGUACUAAAUGCCUCCUUUCUUCUCCUACACCACCCUCCCCUACCAGCUCACGGAGGACCCUUACCCCAUGCGCGAGUUCUCGAAGUAUUUGGUGGAGCUAACUGACGUGGAGCCGCUGCCCAUCGCCGACGAAGACGCGUGGGAGUUGCACCGUGCGCUGUACAAGUCGGUGGCGCUGGGGAUGUUCCGGUUUUUCGUGGAUCACGAAGACCACGCUAUCGGGGAGCAUUUCGUCGUUUACUACGUCAUCUCGUGGCCCAAGCCAGCGGAGAAGGAAGGGACGGUGGCGCUGUACCCCUUCGCCCCGCUCCAGACAAUCGAUCCGGGAUUGUUGGAGCUCAUACAUCUUGAGCUCCUCUCCAUUGCGCAAGUGAUCGCGAGUGAGGAGGAGGAGAUCCAACCACGAUUGCGGACGGCGACGGCCCCGUGGAGAACGUACAACGCGGUCGUCAUCCCGGAUUACAUUGCGCAGCGCGCGGAGAGAUUGGAGGACUUCCCGGAGGAAAGGCCGUUGCGUCCUCCCUCGUCGUAUCCUCGACCAGCGCAACCGAAGGCCCCCAAGAAGACGCCGAAGAGGAAGAGACGCCACCCGUCGCCAGGAGCGCAAGGCAGCAGGAUCGGCGGCGGCGAGGAGGUGGUUCAGCCCGCGCGUACGUGGAUUUCUGACCCUGUGCCUGGGAGCGCGGCGAUGCUCGUUAAGGAGACUAUCGUGCCAUCGCCGCCCAUUCCACGUGUGCCCGAUCUCAAUCUUGAUGGAGCCGGGCCAUCAUCAUCAGCAGCAGCCGGAGGAGGAAGCCGAAUGGGAUUUCCGAAUCCCAUAUCCAGACCCCCCGUCCUCGCGGGACCUCUCUGUUCCCGCCAGCCACCCCGGGGUGCCCCGGUCAUUGACAUUAGUAGUUCMUCCGAGCCGGACGGUCCAUCCGACCGAGGUGGACUUCAUGGUGGAGCCCGCCAYCAUCAGGCUCGAGGCCAUCGMGGGGGCGCCGCGCCCUGAUCCGGCGUGGGAGCCAUAUCUGACACCCCCUUUCCAAGGGUGUAUUGCGGCGCGAUUGGCGGGGACGCUCAUCUACGAGACCG